Messenger RNA from Cladophialophora bantiana CBS 173.52, 1737 nucleotides. RefSeq lists its product as uncharacterized. Gene Ontology annotation, molecular function: transmembrane transporter activity. Bases 1 to 1737 code for a protein of 578 amino acids. The transcript is spliced from 8 exons. The record is from RefSeq and is a predicted model, not a curated record. Gene Ontology annotation, biological process: transmembrane transport. NCBI's taxonomy places the organism in Eukaryota, Fungi, Ascomycota, Eurotiomycetes, Chaetothyriales, Herpotrichiellaceae.
AUGUUUUGGACAUUCCAGACAUUUCCUGCUCUCUGCACUUCACUAUUCCUGUCAUAUCCACAUUUCGGUCACCGUUCAUCAAUAGAGAAAACAACGGCAACCCACCUGGAUUCCAGAACUCCGUCUUCGGAGCAGGUAGAAACCGCCAAAGCGAAAGUCGAGGCUCUGCGCGUCGACACGGACGACAACGCCCAUGCUGUGAAAGGUGAUGACUCGGAUGGGACAAUCGAAUGGACUGGGAAACAUAUUAUCGCCUCUCUGUCCCUCGCUGGGUUAUACGUUGGCGCCCAAAUUCCUCUUUGCUUUGUCGGGGAUUCCGUUAUGUUCAUAGCAAGAGACAUUGGAUCAUUCCAGAAAGCCUCCUGGCUUACGGUGGCCAAUGAUCUGGCGAUUGCCUCAAUUGCUCCAUUUUUAGGAUACCUGCAGGAUAUUUCGGGACGUCGCUACAUGUCUUUGAUUGGAAGUGUGGCUAUUAUGAUUGGAAUUAUCCUCGUUGGCGCCUCCCACGCCUUUGGCCAGGCGGUGACUGGCAUCUCAUUCGCCGGCGCGGGCGGUGCUAUUGGCGAGCUCACAGCUCUUGCGGUAUUGUGUCUCAGAACUGCAGAACUCGUUCCUGUCAAGCAACGAGGCCUCUAUCUAGGUCUCGUUACGUUUUUUUUUUGUGGCCCCUUUCGCACCUACUACACUUGGAGAUGGGGAAUGAGGAUCUCACUGAUCUACAAUGGCGUUUGCUUUAUGGGUAUUGCUCUGACCUACUUUCCGCGGGCAACCAGGAGAGGUGAUGGAGCUACCAAAAUGCAGAUUCUGAAGAGCAUUGACUACGUGGGCAGCCUCUUGUCAAACAUCAGGCUGACCCUUUCCCUCGCGGCUCUCCCGCUUUUACAAGGCCAGCAUAUCGUCGCAGUCUCCUUCCUGGUAGCUUUCGUCGGCGGGAUGAACUUCUAUUCGUCCCUCAACUUCUUUCCGCUGGAGGUGUCGACCGUCUUUCCACCGGAUCCCGUACAAGUCGGAUUGAAGGCCCUCGCUGCUGGGCUUGGUGUGACUUGCAGCGCUACCGUUGUGAACGCAGCGUUGUCAUGGUUGAAAGGAUACAAUCGAGAACUCCUAGUCGGUUCAUGUGUUCUGAUGACGGCAUUUGGCGGAGCUUUGACAGGUGGAACUCCAGACGGCCCCGGCAGACUGUAUGCGUUCGCGGUUUUGUCUGGCAUCGGAAUCGGGGGUGUCCUCGAGCCAGCUGCCACGAUUGCCAUCACUGUUGUGCCAGACGAAUUGAUUGCCACCUGUGUGGCGCUGUCGCUGUCCAUCCGUGUGGUUGGAGGCUCCAUCGGCUAUAGCAUCUAUUACAACAUCUUCUAUCACAAGCUCGUCGUUCAGCUUCCGAUAAAAGUCGCCGAGGCAGUAAUUCAAUCCGGCCUACCCAUCGCAUCGGCAAGAACCUUCGCGGAGGCAUUCGCCUUGGACCCCGCUGCCGCUACCGAAAUUCCUGGCGUCACGCCCGCCGUGUUGGAAGCAGCUGCUAUUGGGGCCCGCUGGGGUUAUGCCUAUGCCCUCAAGUUCGUGCGGUAUACCAGUAUUGCUUUUGGGGUAUGGGCGACCAUUGCCUGCCUCUUCCUCGGCAAUAUAGGACCAAAAAUGGGCCAAGGGGGAGUGCUGAAGAGUUCACAGUGCUGGCAGUGUGCUAUUCUUUACAGUUUAACAAAGUAUUCCAUGUUUUUGAUGCCGUCUACCUAUUCCUGA